This is a messenger RNA of Anarrhichthys ocellatus (wolf-eel), 1929 nucleotides long. RefSeq names its product chloride intracellular channel protein 5-like. The coding region runs from base 89 to 1291 and encodes 400 amino acids. The transcript is spliced from 6 exons. The record is from RefSeq and is a predicted model, not a curated record. Lineage: Eukaryota; Metazoa; Chordata; Actinopteri; Perciformes; Anarhichadidae.
GGUUGGCAUCACGGUCACUCUGCUGUACACCGCGACACGCUCUGCCAUCUCAGGACGAUCUCUGUUUGACCUCUUCACCCCCCACAGAAUGGAUCCCGUGUACGAGAACCCAGAGUUCACCUACGAGAACCAGUCGUCGGGCGUAUACGACUUGACCUACGAGGCACCGUGCGACGAGCCCUCCAAGCUGACUGUGGAGUACGAGAACACCGGACGGGCCAAAGCGCAGAUACCGACUCCCCCUCCUCUCCCGCCACCUCGCCCUCCCACAGAGGAGAGGCAAAGCAGUUCCUCCUCAUCCUCCUCAUCCUCCUCAUCCUCCUCGUCCUCCUCACACGCCGAAGAUGAAGACAAAGGUGAGGCAGAGGACUGGAACCGGAAGGAUGAGAGAGAGGAAGAGGAGAAGAUAGAGGUAGAGGAGAGCAGCAAUGAGCUGAAUUGGGAGAGGAGGUCUCCAGAGGCAGAGGCAGGGGCAGACGGCAGGAACUCAUCCCGCAGAUCCUCGUCUUCAUCGUCGUCGUCAUCGGCCUCUGAGAAGGAGGAGCCCGAGGAGAAGCCAGAGCCUGAAAAAGAGGGACUUAAAAUCCAACUUUAUGUCAAGGCUGGGAGUGAUGGGGAGAGCAUCGGAAACUGUCCCUUCUCUCAGCGCCUCUUUAUGAUCCUCUGGCUGAAAGGCGUUGUCUUCAAUGUCACCACCGUCGACCUCAAGAGGAAACCGGCUGACCUUCACAACCUGGCCCCGGGGACACACCCGCCAUUCCUCACCUUCCAGGGGGAGGUUCUCACCGACGUCAACAAAGUAGAGGAGUAUCUGGAGGAGAUGCUGGCUCCACCAAAGUAUCCCAAACUUGCAGCGAAGAACCGGGAAUCAAACACAGCGGGGAACGACAUAUUUGCCAAGUUCUCCGCUUUUGUCAAAAACAAAAGACCGGAUAAAAAUCGAGCAUUAGAGAAGAGUCUAGACAAGUGCCUGGCUAAGCUGGACGAGUAUCUGAAGAGUCCUCUACCUGACGAGGUUCAGGGGGGACACCACAGAGGCGAGGGCGAAUCCGAACGCAAAUACCUGGACGGAGACGACCUGACACUGGCUGACUGCAACCUUCUGCCCAAACUUCAUGUUGUCAAGGUGGUUUCAAAGAAAUACCGGAACUAUGACAUCCCGUCUGAAUUCACAGGGUUGUGGCGUUACCUUGGCAAUGCCUACAGCCGAGAUGAGUUCACCAACACGUGCGCGGCCGAUGUGGAAAUCGAGCUAGCCUACAAGGACGUUGCUAAGAGGUUGGAAAAGUGAAUGCAUCGCUACCACAGUCACUGUUGUACCGUUGUCUCCUUCUAGAGAAUCUAGUGAAUCACACACAGAAGCAUAUACAGUCUUUACAAAGGAGGAGUCAUUUUAAAACUACUGUGCCGAAAGGUGGUUAAAUGUAGCACAGUGGUGAGGUGUCUCAAAGAAAAGACACACCAUUUUAAAAAAAGAGAUGUUUCCAGCAUCUCAAUAAUACUUACUGUGAACAAAUGGAAGAGGCUGGAACUGUUUGUUUUUGGUGAUUAUACUGCCGAUAUUUAUGUCAAAAAUUAAAGGGACCCCAAAAUCAAAAAUACAUAUUUUUCUCUCUUUUCCUUCAACCAUAGCUCCUACAUGAAACUGCUCAUGACAUGACAUCUUGAGUAACCAUGUCAGGAUUUCUGGAAAGAGACAUUUCUGUCACAUUUCUUUCUUAAAUGUAUUUUUUGGCGCUCUGAGCGCCACAAGCCGAGCGCCAUAUCGUCCCAUUAUAUUGGAGAAAGGGCAGACAUCUCCAACACUAGGCAACUCACACCAAAACAAUCUAAAUUGAUAUACAGCCCUACAGGUAAGAGAGAAAAAAAGGUAUUUUUAAUUUUGGGGUGAACUGUCCCUUUAAGGGGGAAAUAAAAUGUAAUACUAAU